GGGUCAGGUGCGCAGAGCCGGAAGAUAAAAAUGUAAACAAACCCACAUGGUUAAAAGAGCUAAAAUGAACUUUGAACCAUUUUUUACGUUAUCUUACCCUGAAAUAACUUGACAUGUCAUUUAAAACAUGUCCUCCCAAGAUCAAGCCCAUCGUCCCGAUGUUAUCGUUAUUGGUGCAGGAAUUUCUGGACUUGUCACUGCAAAAUGUCUGAGAGAAGCUGGUUUGAGUGUGGUUGUCUUAGAAAGAUCUGGUGACAUUGGAGGGUUAUGGACAUUCAGAGAAAAUGACUAUGGUGUAAUGAGAUUUACACACAUAAAUGUAUCAAAGUACAACUACUGUUUCUCAGACUUUCCGUUUCCUGACGAUGUUCCAGAUUACCCACACAAUGUUGAUAUGGCCAAAUAUAUUAAAAGUUAUACCAACCACUUUAAGCUGAAUGAAAUCAUCAAGUUAUACAGAAAAGUGGUCAGCAUUGAAAGACAAGGAGAAGAUUGGAAGGUAACUGUUCAGGAAGUAGAAGAGGAUGGUAUUACAGUCAAAGCAGACACACAGGAAGUGUAUCUAGCCAAGAAUGUAGCUAUAGCAUCAGGACAUCAUGCAAAACCAACAAUGGCUAAAUUUAUGGGACAGGAUUCUUUUACAGGGGAGAUAAUUCACAGUGUAAAGUAUAAAGAUGUAUUAACCAAUCAUCUGGAAGAUAAGAGAGUUUUGGUGGUGGGAAUUGGUAACAGUGCUGUCGAUGUAGCAGUCAAUAUUGCUGCUAUUGGAAGAGAGAAGCCAGUUUACUUGAGUACCAGAUCAGGUGCAUGGGUUGUACCUAACUACAUAUUUGGACAGCCAACAGAUUUAUAUGCCAAUAGACUAUUUCUAGCAUUGCCAUGGAAACUAGCAACAUGGAUAUUUGAGACUGUGAUAAAAGUUGUUUCAGGAGAUCCUAAAAGAUGGGGUUUGAAUCCCAAAAUGAGAGCUUUACAGACCCAACCUACAGUUAGUCCCACUCUACUCCAUCAUAUACAAAGGAAGAACAUAGUUGUUGUUCCAAAUAUUCAGAGAAUAGAAAAUAAGAAAGUAUACUUCAUCAAUGGAGAAUUAGCAGAAUUUGAUAGCAUCAUCCUUUGUACUGGUUACAAGAUUGAUCUCCCCUUCCUGAGUGAUGAAAUCAAACAGACUGUCUUGGAUGAUAAUAAUAACAAUCUGAAAUUAUUCAAGAAUGUAUUUAAUCCAGAUAUUGGCCAAUCAUUAGCCUUUAUUGGUUUUGUACAGCCUGCAUCAGGAGGAAUCCUCACCAUGUCAGAAACACAAGCUAGAUGGUACGCUGAACUCAUCAAAGGGCAUGUUCACUUACCUAAUAAAUCAGCUAUGGAAGAUAAUAUGAGAGCAGAAGAGAUUGCAACAAAGAACAGAUAUUACCACUCAGCUAGACAUACAAUACAGAAAGAUCCUAUAACUUAUAAUGAUGAAAUCUCAUCUUACUUUGGUGCAAAACCAGAACUUCUAACAAAUCCUACACUAGCUUGGAGGUUAAUAUUUGGUUCUUGUGGAGCCUUUCAGUAUCGAUUACAAGGACCAAAUACAUGGUCUGGUGCUAAGGAAGCAGUGAAGAAAGUCCCUGUUACAGAAAUGAUGAAUUAUACUGGCAUAGGUCUUCUUGUUAUAGCUGGACUAGUUUUAUACUAUUUUUAUUCAUUUAUUUGUUGUGUUUUAUGUUGAAAAGGAUAACAUUUUUAUAUACAUAGUGUCAGCCAUGACUCUAUUUUGA
Messenger RNA from Mytilus trossulus (common blue mussel), 1760 nucleotides. Its product is annotated as flavin-containing monooxygenase 5-like. Lineage: Eukaryota; Metazoa; Mollusca; Bivalvia; Mytilida; Mytilidae. The transcript is spliced from 10 exons. The record is from RefSeq and is a predicted model, not a curated record. Gene Ontology annotation, molecular function: flavin adenine dinucleotide binding; N,N-dimethylaniline monooxygenase activity; NADP binding. Bases 128 to 1711 code for a protein of 527 amino acids.